Molecule: messenger RNA, 9204 nt
Organism: Stegodyphus dumicola
Lineage: Eukaryota; Metazoa; Arthropoda; Arachnida; Araneae; Eresidae
Gene: Ubr1
Product: Ubr1 ubiquitin ligase
Biological process (GO): ubiquitin-dependent protein catabolic process via the N-end rule pathway; protein ubiquitination
Cellular component (GO): ubiquitin ligase complex; cytoplasm
Molecular function (GO): ubiquitin protein ligase activity; zinc ion binding
Source: RefSeq, a predicted model, not a curated record
AUAUUAGAAUUCUAAUUAAAUUCCUCUUUCUAUUGUUCCAACAGCCUCACUGUAUUAUGCAAGUCUUGAAUUAUAAGUAAUAUGGUAGUAGUUAAUCCGCAGUGUUAAGUCUGAUGUAAUAUUUUUCCUUUCUGGUAAAAACAAUGCAAAUUGUACUGUCUUAUACUUUUUAUAUAAUUCCAAGCAAAAAUUAAACCCGUAUGUGUGCAAAAAUAGAAGUCAUUCUUCGCAACAGUUAGAAUUUUCUGAAAAUAUUCUGCAAUUCAUUGUUAUCCGGACGUCAUUCUUUCCAUAUGUGAAUUUAUGAAUCUACUUCUGUGGUAAUUAGUCAAAAAUUAAGCAAUUAGCUGCUGCAUUUUAAGUAUGGCAGGUUUGGAUUCUUGUCUAUUACCUCCUGCCAGGACUUUUGAAAAUGACAUAGAAUUCACAGUGUAUGACUGGAAUAAAAAAUUUGAAUGCAAAUCAUUGGACGAUUCAGAUUUCAAACAAUACUGGGCCAAAAAUGUUCCAGUUAUUUAUAGUCCUAAACCAGACUGUGAUUGCCUUAACUUGAUUUAUGAUGAAGCUACUGCACAACGGGUACUCUUUGCACCACUGGAGCAGUUCAUCUGUGGAAGCAGCGAUCCAUCACAAGUGUUUGAACGUAUCAAAGAGCUCAGCGAAACUCCAUCUUUAUGCGGAAAAGUUUUUAAAGCAGGAGAACCUACGUACUCCUGCAGAGACUGUGGCCUCGAUCCAACUUGUGUUCUCUGUGUUGAUUGCUUUAAGAACAGUGCACACAGACUUCAUCGCUAUAAGAUGAGUGCAAGUGGUGGGGGUGGCUACUGUGAUUGUGGUGAUGAAGAAGCAUGGAAAUCAUUUAGUUAUUGUGACAAUCAUCAUAAAGGCAAAUCAGAUGAAAUGUCGGGAAGUCCGUUGGAUAAAUUACCUCCUGAAGUAAUUGAGAGAUUGCGCUUGGUAAUGGGAAUAGUCCUUGAUUAUUGUCAUACCAUGCUGACAUAUGAGCAAGGCCUAAGUUUACCUGCUGACCUCCUGUAUGCUAAUAAAUCUAUAGGAAAACAUGAUCUUCCAGAUAACUUUUGUACAGUUCUUUUCAAUGACGAAAUACAUACCUAUGAGCAGGUUAUUGAGACGUUAAAUAAGGCUAUUAGCUGUACUAAAAAAGCUGCAAUUGAUUUUGCGACAAUGAUAGAUCGAGAAGGAAGAAGUAUAGUGAAGAGCUCUACAUUUGCUAUUUGUAAUCAGGUGCGGCAUGUUAUCGAGAGAGUUACUGCACGUCAAGCAAGCAAGCUCAAAGUGUUAGUCAUGCAGUCAGAAAUUAUUGCUCAUCAGACAUUUGCCUUAAGGCUUCUUGCAUGGUUACAGAAAAUUGUGACUUUAAAUGAAGGAUUUUGCCAAAUUUUCACUAACUGUAUUAUGGAAGGUGGACUUCUGGAAAAUGUAAUGCUAGUUGAUACACAAUUAUGGAAGACUGCACGAAAUCAAUGGCAUCAGCUUUUCAUAAGUGGCAUGCUUAUGGAACAAAAUUGUAAAAAAGCAUUUGCUAAAAGUUUCACAUCUGUAUAUCCAAUUUUAUUGAAAGAAUUUAUAGCAGAUGAUCAUGAUCACUCAAUAUCUGUUACAUCAUUAUCUGUUCAAAUUUUUACAGUGCCUACUCUAGCUCAUGCUUUAAUUCAAGAGGAGAAUGCUAUUACUGUGGUGUUGAGAGCAUUUCUGUCUGAAUGUGAACAAAACCGAAAUGAAGAUGGUAAACUUUCUUUUUCACGAAGUCAGAAUAAUGGCUUUCGUAGAGCACAAUAUAUGCUUUAUGAUCUUGGUUAUCUUGUUACUGUUACUCCAUCACAGUGGAAUGAUCAGAUACGAAAGAGUUUUCGUAAUGGUUUACAAUCAUUUUUCUCUCUGUUAGGCAUGAUGCAAGGAAUGGACUCUGUUGUUCGCCAGGUUGGGCAGCAUGUUGAGUAUGAGGCAGAAUGGGAGACUGGAAUAAAUCUCCAACUAAAAGUUGCAAAUGUAGCCUCAUUGCUUCUUAAGUGGUGUGGUUCAGACUAUGCUGUUUUUGUUAAGGCUUUUAGGGCAAAUUUGAAGCAUUUUCACUCUUUGCAAUCCAAAACUACUUGUGUGGGAGUGGAAUUAGCUAACCAUUCUGCUUCUUGUAUUGAAUAUGAUGUGGCGUCUAUGCCCAUUACAAUACAUUUGCCUUUAGUUCGCUUCCUUGCAGGACUGUUUCUCCACUUAGAAAAAUUCAGUUUAUCUUACGAAAGCCCACAGUUUUUAAUAGAAGGAAUGGAAAGACCAAGCCCUGAGCAACUAAUGGAACUUCCUCUUCGAACACUUGUGAUGUUAGCUCAGUUUCGUGCGGGAAUGUGGCGAAGAAAUGGUUAUUCUCUGCUCAAUCAAGUUUAUUUUUAUCACAAUGUCCGCCUCAGGGAUGAAAUGUAUGACAGAGAUAUUCUAAUGCUCCAGAUUGCUGCAUCAAUGAUUGAAAGUAAUGAAUUUCUAAUACAUUUAAUAUAUAAGUAUGGAUUAAUUAACUGGGCUGCAGAAAACUAUGAUGGUACUAAUCGUAAAUCAGAAGAUGAUAACAUUAGACAAGUUUUAACUGUAGCUGAAGAAUUCUUGAGUCUUGUCCUUGUAAUAGUUUCAGAGAGGUUCACGCCAGGUUUAGGUAAUGUGACUGAAUCAGAAAAGAUUAAGAAAGAAAUCAUUCAACUUCUGUGUAUUGAACCAAUGCCUCAUAGCCAGUUAUUCAAGAUGUUACCGAAAGAUCCAAAUGAUGAAACAGGGAUGGAAUAUGUUGUUAAAGAAGUAGCAAUUUUUAAAAAACCACAAGGGCCUGGCACUGGAAAAUAUGAACUUAAACCAGAAUAUUACAAAUGUUUUAAUCCGUUUUACUACCACUACACUCGAGAGGAACAAUCAAAAGCUGAAGAAGUCCAGCUUAAAAGAAAGAAACAGCUUUGUGAGGAAAUGUGUUGCCCUCCUCCAGUUCCACCAGAAUUCUGUCCUCGUUUUGCAAUAAUAGCAAAUAUUCUUCAGUGUGAUGUCAUGUUGCACAUAAUGGAGCUGGUCUUGAAAAGAACGCUUAAUUUGCAUUCUGCUGCAUUUUCUGAGACACAGUUGGAAAAAGUUUUGCAUUUGAUUGGUGUGGCUCUGCAUGAAGAAGAACGAGCAACUCUUGCUGAAAAAGAAGGUUCAUUUUUUUGUUUUACUGCCAAAGCAAAUAAACGAGGAUUUGUUGGCUUGUUAGAGGAAUGCUUAAAGUCUCCAAGAGUAGAUCUUUGUGGUGAACCACACAAAGAUCUAUUACGAUGGGUCUUGAAUAAGUACAAAGCUGUAGAAAGCCUUCAUGUCAGAGACAGCAAACAGACACAAGAAUUAGAUGUAGCAACAGCAACUGCUAGUACAAGUGAGUCAUCAGCUCAAGACAGAAAGCGAAAAGCUGAAAUGGCUGCUGCCCGAAGAGCUAGAAUUAUGGCUCAGAUGUGUGCUAUGCAGAAAAGUUUCAUAAAAGAGCAUGCUGAUAUGUUUAAAGAAACACUUGUUGAAGAUUCUAACUUGUCUAAAUCUGAAAUGGAUAUAUAUGAAGAGCUUCAUACAGAUGAUCCAGUCUGUUUUGUCAAAGAUUCAAAAUGGAGAACUGCAUCUCCAAAAAUAUAUACUUGCAUAUUAUGUCGAGAAGAUCAGGAAUUGACAUGUGCUGGCAGAGCUUUAGUUUUGGCAGCAUUUGUGCAAAGGUCAUCUAUUCUUUCUAAAAAUCGCAAACAUCAACUUAUUGACCCUGAAACAUAUGAUCCACUUCUGCUACCAGCUGACUUGUUUAGUGCUCCUCAUGUUAGCACUUGUGGUCAUGUUAUGCACAGCGAUUGUUGGCAAAAGUUCUUUGAAUCAGUUCUACGUAAAGAGCAGAGGAGACCUUUGCGUUUUGGAAGGCAUACAAGUUUUGAUGUUGAAAAAAAAGAAUUUUUGUGCCCAUUGUGUGAACGCCUCAGCAAUAGUGUCAUUCCUAUAAUCCCACCAUUGUCGACACUUAUUCCACCAUCAGUAGGCAUAAAUCAGGUUGAAAUUUCCAUGGAUGAAUGGUUAAGUGCUAUGAAGAAAGUGGCUGAAGGUUUUCAGUUAGAAAAACUAGAAGAUCUACCUGAUGAUGAUAGGUUUAAAAACUUCCCGUUCCUGUAUAAAGCAAUGUCUCUAGAAAAUGCAACUAGACAGUUAAGUGGCCCAAGUUGUGCCAGUUUCAAAGAGUUAUUCUCAGUUUUUGGAGUAAAGCAUCCAGCAGAAUCUGGUCCUCUUUUCUCCCAGAAUUUGAUUGAUAUGAUGAAACUCUUUUCAGAAGCUACAUACACUGUUGGCCUCAACAUCAAUGUUAAUGUUUCUGAUGUAAGAAUUCCUUCUAUGGCUUGGUGGUCAUGCACAUACACAAUACAUGCAAUGGAAUGGUUAUUACGUGAUAAAAAGAAAGCCUUGUUUGGUGCACAUUCUUCAAGGAAUGCUCUCUGUCUUGAUGCAAUUAUCCGAUUUUGUGGAGCAAGCUUAAAAAUAUUUGAUCAAGACAUUAUAAGAACAAACUGCAUUCGAAUUCUGCGCUACUUAGUCCAAGGAGAGCAUUAUCUUUCUAGUCCCCAAUGUUGUCUGGACUUUGAUGCUUUCUCUUUAUUGGCUUUCCUUGUCUUGUCAAUGCCUGUUCUUUUUGAAAGUUCCGAGCCUGAUAAGACACGUGUUCUUCAUCCUUUGGGAACUGCUUUGGAUAAACACAUAUUACAUUUAUUACUUACCUUCCAUUUCGUGCAAGUGCUUCUUACAUAUCCAUUUCAAGAAGAGGAAAAUAUGGAUACGGAUGAGAUGUCAGAAGUUAGUGAAACUUCUAAACUUCAUGGUGAAAAUGUGACUGCUCUCCUUUUCUAUGAGGAAGUCUGUACCGCCGCCGGGUUUGAUCAGCGGUUGCCUGCACCGUCCGGACACACCAUUGUUCACUGCCUGAAAACGGGCUCACUUCCUUUCCUCAGGUGUGCAGCCAUUUUCUUCCAUGUACUAACUGAUACCCCUUCUACAUCUGCUCUUCAAGAAGUUAAUGAUACUGAAUUUGAAAGUAUUUGUAAAUAUCUUGGACUGCCAACAACUCUUGAUGAACUUUUAUCAUCCACAUCUCUAAAGCAUUUAGCAUUGAGCUGGGCUCGUCAUCCACGUACCCUGCAUCUUCUGAUGCUGGACCCUGAAACUUCUGGAUCUGAGAGUCUUGUUCGUCAUCCACUUUCAAUAAAUAAAUUGGUUCCUUUACCUUCAGAUUAUAGUGAACUGAUCAAUAGUGUAUCUGAGUUCACUUGUCCUAAUUCAGACGGGGAUGACAGUCGUAAUCCAACUAUUUGCCUGGUGUGUGGUACAGUUUUAUGUUCUCAGGGUUAUUGCUGCCAAAUAGACCUAAAUGGUACCCUUGUUGGAGCCUGUACUAAUCAUGCACAUUUUUGUGGAUCAGGAGUUGGAAUUUUCUUGAGAAUCAGAGAUUGUAAAAUUCUUCUACUCUCAGAUAAAAAUAAAGGUUGUUUUACUGCACCUCCAUAUGUUGACGAAUAUGGAGAGACAGAUCAAGGACUGUUUCGAGGCAAUCCUCUCCAUCUUUGUUCUGAGAGAUAUGAAGAACUGCAUGAGUUAUGGUUAAGCCAUAAUGUUCCAGAACGUGUCUCACACAACAUGGAGCAAUCAACCACACUACCAAAUUGGCAAUUGUUGUGACCCCAUGACUGACAUUAUGUACCUUUAUUUAUUAAUAAUCUACUUUUGACUUGAAUAAGUAAUUGCACUUAUUCUUUUGUUGUAUUAUUGCCGUUUAUUUUUUUAAAUUACGAAGUCUCUUCUUCAGAGCAGAAUAAUUUGAAUCUAAAUUUCCAUUUUGUAUGUUACCUCAAAUUUGAAAUACUCAAAAGAUGUACAUAAUAUAGCCUUUUUUUAAAUCCUUGUUUCAAAUCAAAUUUUCUCUGGAAAUGUGUUUUAAAAUUUCAGAAUACAUAAAAGCAAUUAAAAAGGAUCUGUAUUUUAUGAUAGUUUCCUCUCUGAUGAGGUUCUAUGAAUGUCUGUAUUGUAUGAUAAAUCCUGCCCUUCCUUGACCCCCUUUUUCAUGUACAGUUUUCGGAGACUGACUUUUUUCAUUGAUUAUGUUAGUCUUUACUUCCUGUUAUAUAAUUCUAUUAUGGGCUCAAAUUGGUAACAGAUAUGAAUAUUUGUUGUAUAAUUGAGUAUGUAAUUAAAGUUUAAAAUACCAACUUAACAUGUUUUUUUUUUAAUAUUUGAUUAUUAUCUUAAUUUUUUGGUAUGAAUAUUCAGAAAACUUGUUAGUUGUAGAGUGGCAAUAUAGCAUUGAACAGCAAGAGGGAAUAAAAAUGCACUUGGAUGUUUUGGCCACCCUAAACAGUUGAUUAUAUAUGAGACUACAUGAAUAUUAAAUCCAAUUAUAUGUUAUAUAUUCAUUUAAUUGUGUAAAUAUUAUAAUUGCUAUAUUAGAAAGAAUCAUAUCAAAUCAUGUUAAUCAGUGCUUUAUGUUUGUUAAACAAUAUUUAAAAUUAUUUUAAAAUGUAACAUAAAGUUGGUUUUUUAUUUCAAGAAAACACAUAACAUGAAAGUUAUGCUUAAAAUUCUAAAAGCAAAGUGACAAGUCUUGGCAGAUUGCUUAGCACAGAGAUUUAAGAAUGACAAAAAUACAGCCAUAUAUAAAGAGUAUUUGCACAUGAGGUCUUGACUUCUCAAUAACGAGUAUUUUUUAAUAUUUUAUAUUCCGAGUUUUAUAAUUCCAAAUUUGUUCCAUCAAAUAAAAAAAAAUAUUGUUUUCAAUUUUUCAUUUUCUUAUUAAUGAGCAAAAAGACUAUCAAACAAAGCAAAAAAUAUAAAAAGAGCUGGGAAACAAUGCUAUAGAUAAGAUUUUAUGGUUACAAAACUUGCUUAUCCAUAAAAUUGAUUGAUUUAUUUUGUGAAGUUUGUAUAUGGGUUUAGAAAUUUCAUUAAUAACCCUCUAACUGUUAAAAUUUUUCAUAAAAUUCUGAAUUGGUUGGUGUAAUAUAUAUUUUUUGUGAAAUUUAAUUUUUUUAUUUAUAUAAAUAUAUUUCUAAAAACUUGCACAUAUUGCUUAACUUGUUUGUGGCUACAUACAUAUAAGCUUGUAAGGGGAGGUUUAGUGCUUGCAUUUACAUUAUACAACUUUGCAUAUGGUUUAAAUAAUAUACACACUAUCAUAUAAGAUAGUAAUUUUAUUCAUUUAAAAUUGCAUGGUCGUUUAUCAGUAAUUAUGGUUUCAAAAUUUGAUAAUUUUUCUGUGUGUGGCAGAUCUUGAAACAAAGUAUGCAUAAUCCAAUGCUAUAAACCUGGGAAAAAAAAGUAGCAUCAGAAAAAAUACAUAUAUUAAAAUUACAUCAAGAUUUUUUAGUGCUAAAUUGUUUUCUGCCUGUAAAGCUAUGUAUGAUGUUAAGGGGAAAAAAAAAACUGCAUUGAGCACAUACGUCCUCUUACACAGAAUUCUAAGACAAAAAAUUACUUGCAUAAAAUCAAAUUUGCAGGGUUUGUGCUGCCAUCUGUUGAAUAUUUUUGGAUUUAAAUUAGUACUGGCAUAAUAAAAGUGAAUAAGAGAAUAGUUUUUAUUGAUUCAUUUCAUGAAGAGUAGAGCAUGUAAGAUGCACAGAGAUAACAAAAUUAAUUUGGAAUGACCACCUAUAUGUGAGUCAGAUACAGUUGUUAAGGUACAUUGGUGCAUGAACAUUUAAAAAAAAUAUUGGUUUAGCAUUAUAUAUUACUAAUUAUACCUGUAAAUUCUUUCUUUUAAUACUUGUAUGAAUUAUUUAGAAGCAUGUGUUUUUAAUAGUUAAUUUUGUACAGUGAUAAACAGUAUAACUUAAAAGAUAAUAAAAAUUAUUGAUAAUUGAUUGCCUGAUUUUUUAAAUUGUAAAGUUUAAUUUGGUGUGAGAAGUGAAAAAACUAGUUUAAUGACAUUUCUAAUGUCAGUGCAGAGAGAAAUUAAUGAUCACAUCCAUAGCCAGGACAAGGGUGAGGGAAUUGCCUCAGGUGAACAGUUUUAAAAGUGGAGCCAAAUAUGCAAUGGGAAUUUAGAAUAUGUUUAGAAAAAUGAAAUCAUGAUUACUUGACUAAGCAUUGGAAUGGAUGAAGAAAUAUAAAUAAUAAUAAUAAUAAUAAUAAUUGUGUGGUAUAAAUGAUCCUGCUGAAUUAAGGUAAGAAUUAAUAACAUUAAUUAUAUUUUUUUAAUGCUGAGUAUUAUGUAACAUAAAAUCUAUUAUUGGAACUAAUGUAUUGAAGUUUAUUUAUACUUAUUUUCAACUAACAUUCUGAGCUACAUAAGCUAAACUAGUACAGAAAGCACCAUACUGCCAACAUUAGUAAUUCUCUACCACUUUAAUUUAAUAAUGACUCUUUGCUGUGAUUUUACCAUACUUGAGUUAGUGAGUUUCUGAGUUCCUGAACUGAGCAUGAAUGGCAACACAAAUUCAAAGUUUAUUGAAGCAAACCUAAUGCAAAAAGGCCUAUUAAAAUAGCACUAGAAGACCAAACAAGAAUACCUCAAAAUGAAAAGUAACAUAUUAAAAUUGUUUGCUUCAUAACUUUUUUAUUAUUGUUGUUGGUCUUGGUGGUGUGUAUUUGUGUAAAAUUUGUCAUUGAUGGAGAUACAUGAGGCUAGAGUUUUGCUUUGUUUUAUCCAUAUUGUAUUCAUGCUAGAACUUUACAGUUGGUUUCAUGUACAUUUAAUUCUGGAGCACUUAUGCAUAUUGCCUGACUGAAUCAGCAUAUUUAGUCUGUAUUUCUGAGACUGGAUGUCAAACAUAACUUCUAUUUUGAGUUAUUCUGUUGAUCCUUGUAUAAUAAUUGUUGAAUUCUUUUCAAUGAAGCAAUAAAAUGAAUUGUUUAGUGUCAAAGAAUUAAAAAAUGUGAUCUGGACACCACACAACUUUGUUGUACAGCCUAUUUUUAUACACAUUUUUUGCUGCACUUUAUUUAAUCGUAUUUCCUAGAAUUAUUUUAACUUAAUUAACUGAUCCCUUGAGGUAAGUUAAAAAUGACAUCAAAAAUUGCAAAUUAUGAAAUUAACUAUCUCAGUCCAUUUUUGUUGUACAGGUAUCAAACUUCUUAUAAUUUUAUUUUUUCAUAAUGAUCAUAAAACGUUUAAAAAUAUAAAUGUAGGAACUGAGAAACUGCAUUAAAAGUUAUAUUUUGGUA